Gymnodraco acuticeps is the source of this 4505-nucleotide messenger RNA. It is a transcript of the gene lin28b, whose product is annotated as lin-28 homolog B (C. elegans). The transcript has 4 exons. Lineage: Eukaryota; Metazoa; Chordata; Actinopteri; Perciformes; Bathydraconidae. The record is from RefSeq and is a predicted model, not a curated record. Gene Ontology annotation, molecular function: nucleic acid binding; zinc ion binding. Bases 641 to 1342 code for a protein of 233 amino acids.
GGGAAGGCAUGGGAAACUGAUGGGGGAGGCCAAGAAUGCCACAUGGUUUGAAGAGCCUGGAUAAAGCUCUUAGGCAUGCAGAAGAUUGGGUUAUAAUGUACCAAUAAUCUAACAUUAUCCUGGCUAUUGGGGGCAAAAAACGCUUUUUAAAGAGACUUUUUGCAGCUUAACUCACUCUCUGAUCACUUUUAGGAUGUUUUUCUCAGAAAUUAAAAUGUUAAGAAGCAGCAGAUUGACCAACACUGCAUCUGAGCUAGGAGCAGCUUUUUGACAAAUGAGGAGCUGACAAUUUAGCUCAAUUCCACUCAUGUGGAUCAUUUUUCAGAUUACAUUUCAGAUCUGAGGCACAGGCUCUGCUGGUGAGACGUUUAAAAACAAAUCUGCCUGCCCUCUCACGCUGCUGCAGCUUAUGUUACAGUGUCACUAUAAAAUAUUCAUCCAUGGAAAAUCUCUUUGAUUCCAGCCGUCUUCAUAGGUUUAAAGUCAGCCUAAACAUGUAACUCAAACUAGAGCGUCGGCAGAUUGAACUCCAGCAGGCUGAAGCUCCACUUUCCUCCACAUUUGCUCCCCCAAAGGGACACCGGGGGAACCGUGUGCUCUGCCCGUGCCAUCUCAUCCAUUUACCGAGGAAAAAAGGAGGAUGUCCGCUCCCUCUCCUCCAGGAGGGCCGUGUAAAGGUGGCGGAGAAGACCCCACCAAGUCCACCGAGCAGCAGGAGGACCGGACUCGACCUCAGGUCCUGUCGGGCUCAGGCUUCUGUAAAUGGUUCAACGUCCGGAUGGGCUUUGGAUUUAUUUCAAUGACCAGCAGCGAUGGGAGCCCCGUCGACCCCCCUCUGGAUGUUUUCGUCCACCAAAGCAAACUGCUGAUGGAGGGUUUCCGCAGCUUAAAGGAGGGAGAGCAGGUGGAGUUCACCUAUAAGAAAUGCUCCAAGGGCCUGGAGUCCCUGCGGGUGAACGGGCCUGGGGGGGGACCCUGCGCAGGCAGCGAGAGGAGACCCAAAGCCAAGGUCCCACUCCAGAAACGCAAACCAAAGGGAGACCGCUGUUAUAACUGUGGAGGUCUGGAUCACCAUGCCAAGGAGUGUGGCCUGCCCCCCCAGCCAAAGAAAUGCCACUACUGCCAGAGCAUCACGCACAUGGUGGCCCAGUGCCCCCACAAGGCGCUGGCCCCCGCCUCAGGCUCUCAGGACCAAAAUGUGUCUACCUCUACGGGGCCCUUCCUCGGCCCGCCGGAGGAGGAGGAGCGCUCGGGCUCAUCUCCCCUCGAGGGGUCCUCCUCCUCCCCCGAGGAGCCCCAGCCUUCCCGCGGCCCCCGGACCCAGAGGUGGAGGAAGUCCUGAAGACAGCCCAGAGAGGUGUGCCGCUGACCCCUGACCCUCACGUCUCCCCUCAAUCAAGGAUACCUGAAGCCCCCCCCCCCCCUCAUCUACCUCACACCUGUGAAGAAAAAAAAAUGGGAGGUCUUGAUUUCUUUACUUUUAAUGUUAUUUUUAUUUUUUUCUAACCAGCGCAGCUAUGGCAACGAUCCACGGGGUACGGACAUGCGUGAAUGUGUGUGACUGACUUGCAGUCAUCUGGUGCAGCUAUGGCAACCACCGCUGGAAUGGUGACUGCAGGGAUCGACUGUUUUUCUUGUUUCAAUCAGUGCAGCUCAAGAGUGAAACAACGUGGUAUGAAUCUUGUGUUUUUUCUUUCUUCUCCUCGGACCUAAGUGUUGGCUUUUCCCCUCACACAUGUCGUUGAUUGAAAGCCUCCAAUUUCUAUCCUGUAGGCCUAAUCAUUCUGAAAAUCAUGCUGCACACACGGUAGCUCAUUUCUAAGACUUUUAGAAGCUCGAGACCCUCUAAGUGAUAAUCCAGACCCCCAGGAUUGUUAGCUUAGUUUGUGAAGAUCUGUAGGCACCCUUUUCAGAGGGCGCUUUUAAAAGAAGAUGAGCUGCGAAACACAUUGUUAUAAAUCUUUAAACACUCACUUCCAACCUCUCCCUUUUCAUGAAAUAGACCGGACCGACUGAUUGUCACAGAGUGUGUUUGUGCAUGCACGUGCACGACUGAGAGAGGGAAAAAGAGUGUGUGUUGGCAUGCGUGUGUUGUGCUCCGAAACAAAGCCUCUCUGUCAGACUGGCCCCUCCCCCCCCAGGUGCGAGUCCUCGCUAUUAACGAUUCAGUUUCCUAUUAUUAGAGAUAGAGCAGUUUAGCUAAAACCUCAUAUAAUCCAUAGUUUAGAUUCAACGUAAUGAUCAUUAGACUUCCACUUUGGUUGUUGUAUAAUUAGUUAAAAAAUAACCUUACAAUUUAUAAAUCAUAGUAUAAGUAAUUAAUAUAUAUGUAAAGUCACAAGAUAUAAAUUCUAUUAAGUAAAGCAUAUAUAAGGAAUUAGCUCUGACAUAGGUAAAUAGCCCUGUAUAUUGUAUGGGAUACUUUUGUUGGUGUGUGAAAACUUGUAGCUCUCUCUCUCUAUUUAACCGUUUUCAUCCGUGACGAAUCAAACUGACGUUUUUACAAUGUAUUUACUCCACGCCUUCUCCUUUUACUUCAGUGCAAGGAGUCAGCGCUCACCUCUGACCCCGCACACCUUGUUCGAUGAAAGGUGCAGACCAUUACAGUGUCCUCACAGCUGCUCUACUUACUUAAUACCUCACCUAUUCUUCCCUAGCUGUUUGCUCUCCCAGCUGUGUUGCAGUACGGUCAAACCACCUGUUCCUCUUCCAUCUGUGCCUACCAGUUGUUAGCUAGCACCAGCCAGGCAUCGCUCGCCCCUCCACAGGAUGGAGACUCACUGAAGAGAGAUAGAGAGGGAGGGAGAGAGAGAGAGAGAGAGAGAGAAGGAGUGCUGCUUUUGGUAUAACUUGAAUCCCAAGCGUGGCUUUAGUGGCACUUAUUUGUGACCUUACAACCCUUCUCUGACCAUAUUGAAUGUGAAAAGAGCUUACCUGAAGUCGACGCCUCACAAAGUUCACAUCAGGUCGCUUUGGAGUUGUAUCUUAAUGUUCUGACAAAUCAAAUAACUUUGUAUAAUGAUAUCAAAGUAGCUUGUGUGUUUUUAAAAAGCUCUAAGUAGACAACCAACUUAAUUUUGGUAUAUUUCUAUACCAAAGAGUUUGGCUUUAUUUUUUGAAGGCAUUUAAAGAUAAGAUUUGCUUGCUGUCUUUGCCCUUUCACAAUAAGAGGGAGUUAUUGCUGAAAGCGCAACACUGCAGUUAUCGUUUUUUUUUGUUUUUUUUUAUAUAUAAAAUGUGCAGCUUUCUGAAUGUGUGCGUGCGUUAAAAAAAAAAAUCAAGUCUCAACAAUGCAGCAUGACAGAAAAUAAAAGUGAAUGACCAAACAACAUAAGGAGCACAGCCCAUGCUCAGAUCUUUAUGGAAACAACAUCUUUUUGUAUGAUGUAUUUGUACAUUUUUACACACAAUUCCUCUCAGGAUGAUGAACUGUUCUCAGGGAAUUAACCAAAAAAGUGUAUUUUAUUCUUUUGGGAAUCAUCCACUGACUGACUCAACAAACUCUCUUAAGCAAUGGUGAAGAGACGUAUGUAACCGAUUCAUGUACUGAUAUUAGCAACUACCUCUUGAGUUCUACAUAGUUGUGCAUUUCUUUUCUUUUGUUUUGAUGAGCUUGUAUGAUUAACUGUAGGUCUCUAAUGUACUGAGGUGUUGUGUGAGAAGUUCCCCAGUGUUGCCACAGACUCCCUGGUCUUCCUUCCCAGAUUUGAUAAGUUACUUUUUUUCAUUUACUGCAAAACCUUUUUUUUUGUUUACAGCAAAAGCCUACCUCAUAUGCGCUGUUCCUCCACAAACUCCGUACCUCCUCCCAGACCACCUUUACCUCCACCAUGCAGUUCUUUGUUCAUUCAAUUGCCACUUGUCGCACUAGAGUCACACCACAUUUUAAACAAAUCAGCCCUGAAGUGGCUCGUCACUUGUGACUCCAAAUAUCUUACACUCAAAGCCCUUUUUUGAAAGUUUAUCAGAAGUUUUGAGAAUGUUUGUCUCACAUCCAGGGUGACGUUUUUCUGCCAGCUCUGUUAUACCGUCAGUAUAAACUCAUCACUUAGCGGCAGACAGCCAGUGAGCUUACCUCAGUCUGUUGCCCUAGCUAUUGACGUGUUAAAUAUGAAAUAUUUAACAUUCCCGUGUGAACACACUUUGAAAAGAUAUGGACUGUUAUUUUUAGCGUGUUGGUAUUUUAUCAUAACCGUUUUGUAACCACUUCAUGUGAUGGGCUUAAGGUGGAGAAGAAUAGGAUUGUACUUCGCACAAGGAGUGCCUAUCUCCGUUUUGUUUGUCUCACUCUAUUACCAAAUAGAUGUUUCCUCUUUUUGGGCUCCAUGGCCUUGGUCCGCCAUUUUUACAGCCUCGGAUAAUCAGAAGUUGUGUGCUUUGGAGACGACGCCCCGCAAACUGCAUUUGUAGUUUAGAGCGACAUUUUUAACAGCGGAAAAUCAGUAGAUUUUGUACUAAUGGUGACAUUGCAUAGACGUCAUUAAAAAAAAAAAAACGUUUAUGAA